This is a messenger RNA of Eimeria necatrix, 690 nucleotides long. RefSeq lists its product as hypothetical. The transcript has a single exon. The record is from RefSeq and is a predicted model, not a curated record. NCBI's taxonomy places the organism in Eukaryota, Apicomplexa, Conoidasida, Eucoccidiorida, Eimeriidae. Bases 1 to 690 code for a protein of 229 amino acids.
AUGUGGGCGAUUCGCCAUCUACUUCAGGCCUGUGAAUACGGGAAAGACUCAGAUUGCUUGCCACUUCUGCUCUUUGCAGCAAAGGCACUGUGGAACGCUGCUGCUCCAGUUGUAAACGAUGAGUAUUACGGAGAACAGGCUUGCCUGGCUGUGAAAUCAGCAUUGUACAUUAUACCCACCAGUUGCCGGUCUACUGAGAUAACUUUGAUAACCCGCAUGUGCAUGGGACUUCUUUCUUCCCUUUCUUGUGGCAAGAAGUGGGAUGAGCUCUUCCGCAUGGCUGAAAGCGCAAUGCUACUAGUUCCUAAGGUGCUGCAUGCUCCCUUGAUGAAGCUGCAGAUUAUUUCUCUGACCCGUUCUGGGGCACCUAAUCUUCUUCCUAGAAUAUUCACCAUUGCUAGGAGUGAGACGUCAAGUGAGGCCGACUUGCUGUUAUGCUUUGCUCGGCUUGCCCAAAAAGAUCCUGGCACUGCGCCAAUGGCACUGGAAGCUUAUGAAGGAGCUCUUAAUCUUUUUGAAGCAGGCAAAGAUCCCCAUGGGAUCAUUGUCCAUCUAGAAAUUGCAGAGUGGCUCCUAAGCUUAGGGCGCUCAUGGACAAAGGCCAGCUCACACAUUCGUGCUGCUGUGGAACUUCUUAAAGAACUCCAGUCUCAGCAGGCGGUGAGCGGCCAGGGAGAUGGCCACAACUAA